Messenger RNA from Anthostomella pinea, 1563 nucleotides. The record is from the annotation of a GenBank genome assembly. Lineage: Eukaryota; Fungi; Ascomycota; Sordariomycetes; Xylariales; Xylariaceae.
AUGUUACGACGUCGGGCACGCAACCAUGCGCUUCAGCAGCCGUCGACCGUCAUGCACGCUGCCGACGACCAUCUCCCGUGGUACAAAGAUGCCGGCAUGUGGAAGAUGAUGCUUUUGAUGGUUAUGAUAUAUCUGACGCAGGUUUGCACGGGCUACGAUGCCACGUUGACUUCGAACCUGCAGAGCUUUACCAGAUGGAAAGAAGAUAUGGGCUCGCCAACCUCGUCCCAGCUCGGUCUCAUCAGCGCCAUAUACUUCAUAGGUUGCUUAUGUGGCAGCAUCCCAGCAGCUUUGCUCACUGAUCGAUUCGGUCGUAAAUGGGGUCUCGCAGCUGGCCAGUUCCUCACAAUCGUUGGGGUAGGCUUCCAGGCCGGCUCUCACGGACGCGGCCAGUACAUGGGCUCUCGUUUCAUUCUGGGUUUCGGCAUCGCCUUCGUCACCUGUGCCGGGCCAACCUUCCUCAGCGAGCUGGCACACUCGCGCAUGCGUGGAACGUUGGUGAGCUUCUUCAACCCGUUUUGGUAUCUGGGAUCCAUCAUCGCCGCAUGGACGUGCUUCGGUACAAGCUUCAUGGCUGCUACGGAUCACUGGGCCUGGCGGAUACCAUCGCUGCUGCAGGCGCUGUUUCCGUGCUUGGUCCUUCCGUGCAUCUACUUCGCGCCGGAGAGCCCUCGAUGGCUCGUAUCUCGAGGCCGCAAAGCAGACGCCGAAGCUGUGCUUGCCAAGUAUCACGGCAACGGAGACCGAAAGCACCCUGUCGUCGUCGCCCAGCUCGCUGAGAUCGAGCUGGCGCUCAAUCAAGCUCAGGAGGGCAUAACGUGGAAGGCGCUGCUUACCCGCAAGCCGAACCUGCACAGGCUGAGCAUUGUCGUGACCAUGACUUUGAUGGCGCUCUGGUGUGGUCAGAACAUCAUCACCUACUAUUUCUCGCCGAUCCUGAAGAGUGUCGGCAUCACAGGGACAACCCGACACGAUCAACGGCGGCCUCAACAUAGCCAACCUCAUCUCCUCGCUCAUCGGGGCCAUGCUUUCCGACCACAUGGGCUGCCGCAAGCUCUGGAUGACGUCCUUCGUCGGGAUGAUCGCUUCUUCGUGCCCUUUAUCGCCCUUAGCGCUGUCUACGCGCAAACGACAAAAGCAAGCUACGGCUACGGCGUGGUCGUCUGUCUCUUCUGCUUCGACAUCAUGUACAACGUCGCAUGCAACCCGCUGCUGUACUCGUACCCGACAGAAAUCAUGCCCUUCUUCAUGCGCAGCCGAGGUCUCGCUGUCAAAAAUUUGGUCGGCCAGGUAGCGUUGAUAAUUAACAUGUACGUCAAUCCGAUCGCGCUCGCUUCGAUAGAGUGGCGUUACUACUUUGUCUUCUUGGUGUUGGACUGCUGCUGGCUCGCUGGGAUCUACUUUGGCUUCCCGGAGACGAAGGGCUACUCCCUGGAAGAGCUGUCGUCGCUCUUCGAGGCUACGCCGGCGGUGGUGCUGCUUGGGCAGAAAGUGGGAGAUGAUGGCGAGGUAGAUGCUGAGAUGGUGACGCAUACUGUGAAGGCGAAGGGCACAAAGGAGUAG